Messenger RNA from Xyrichtys novacula (pearly razorfish), 30792 nucleotides. NCBI's taxonomy places the organism in Eukaryota, Metazoa, Chordata, Actinopteri, Labriformes, Labridae. The record is from the annotation of a GenBank genome assembly.
CAACCAAUCAGUGGCUUUGUCUGGAGACAAACAAGAAAGAUAAGUAAAUGAUCACUAAUAAAUUGAUGAGAACGUUUGCAGCCUUGAGAUCGGAGCCACUGUGUGUUCAAGCAGUCUGCGCUAUGUUUAAAUGAUUUAUGCCACGUAUUUACAUCUAAUUACAACAAAACUAUCAAUGAGGUGAAUGACUGAACACUGGAGCGAUGUAGUCAGGGUGGUGCCCUGUCUCCGCCCCUCCUCUGUCUCUCCGCCCUUGGAGAUAUUUCAAAAAGAUUGAACAAGUUGGAUAUUCGCAGCUGAGGACGGACCGGAAAAAGGUAUUGAUCCGUGGCAAAUGUUAGUCUUAGAAAUGUCUAAAUUAAAGAGAAUAAUUGUCAAACAAUUUGUAAUAUAUACUGCACUGUUGUUUUAUUACAGAUCGUAACUGAUGCACGGUUUAUAUAUUGUGAAUGGAUAAUUUAUUAUGACUAGAAAUCUGUGUCUAUUUUAUUUUAUUUUGAAAAGGAUGUUGUGUUUCGUCCUCGCAGUAGUUGAGCUUGUAUAAAGCUUGGCUGAGCUCCGUUACAGUGAUCCAACUAUCAACCCCAUCGACCUGGAUAGUGAGCAUCGUAUUGUCUCCUACAUACGCAAACAGGUAUCACACUAAUCUUAAAUCAUGUCUUAGUUUGAGUUAAAGCCGAUGUUUGACUUUAGGCUGGCUUGCUGUGCUGAUGUGUUUCUGCAGCUGCUGCUAUGAACUGCGUUGUUAGGCCUGGCUGUGUUGGCGCGGAUGGAAGGUUAGCUCGGAGCUAGACAGCUAACGACGGACACAGACCGACAGAAAACAAUACCUUCACUCUAAACAUAUUUUUGGACCUUAAAUAUUCAAAACACCCGAGUUGAGAUUAAACAUACUGGACAUUAAGGGUCUGUACAUUCAUUUAAACAGCCUCAAGUUAAAUGAACGGGUUACCGAGCCAACCUAGCAACUGUCACAGCCGUUGCUAAGUUAGCUCACUAGUUUGUGGCGCUCAUCUAAUUAACCAGUCAUCAACCACGACUUGUUAAGAUGUUUACCACUCCCAGACUAAACAAACUAAGAAACCGGCCUGGUGACAGCCAUUGUGGCCCAACACACUGAGCCUACCGGUUGAUAAUCCAGCUUGAAAAUGGUUGCUAACCUUAUCAUUUGUGUUGCAUUUGUGGGUGCAGCCGUAUAUUCAUGGGUGCACAUAGAGUAGAUGGAGGGCACAGUUGAACCAGCAUGUCAGCUUGAUCCAUUUCCCACCUAACCAAGAGUCCGUAUGUUCAUCUUUUUAACCUCUUCUGUUUUUUUAAAGCUGACAGUCGCAUUUCUGGCGGUAUACUGCUGUCUCCCUCAUGCCCACACACAUUUCUCCUGUACUGUGCCAUAACUGGUGUGACAGCAGGGUGCUUGGUUAUAUAGCAUGAUCUAUGUUGGUUUUUGUUGUUGUAUGUUUGAAUAUAGACGUGUCCAGUUGUUGGUGAUUGAUAAGAAUACAUGAUAUUUGAAUUUCAUAUUUCCUCAUGUCAGGCCAAUACCUGUAUCUGUACAUUGAGGGAAAGACAUUUAAGCCAUAACUGUGCAAGGAAUUGCUUGUUACUCAUUUGUGUCUGCAGUUUUUUGUUAAAUAGACAAAAAAAAUUAAUUACUUUACUAACUACUAUAUCUGGGAAAUGUAUUAUUUUGGUGCCAGUCAGGAUGACAGUUUUUGAAAUGCACACUUACAUUGGUGGUGUAAAGGGACUGCCGAAUGGCUUUUCUUCCCAUCAAGCCAAACAAGCAUUGCAAAUGGCUAUUUUCCUGUCUGAUGUCAACACCUUUGACUACUCUGAUACAGCCAGUGUGAGGCUUGUUGACAUGCAUGGCCAAUGUGGUCAUUACCAUGCGUGACAAUAUCGGCAGUACUUAUCGGCAAAAAUUUUCAUACCCACCAAAACAUGAAUAGACUUUUCAUGCUAUUACCUGCUGUUAUCAAUACUGUAUCAAAUAUAUUGUGCAUUCCUAGUUCUAAUUUGUUCUUUACAGUUUAGUGACGACAACUGGGAACUAGAUCAUUACAUAGGAUUUUAAUGGCUUCUAGCUGUUUCUCUCCAGUGUUGAAACUAUUAAUAAUGCCAUCCCAUUCAUGUUCCUCUAUCGUUUCUUGGAUUAUGUCACCUAACUGAAGCUUGUGUAUCUUGGCAACACUAUGAGCUGAGUUAGAUUUUUACGGAUGCUGCUGUGGAUCAGUGUGCCUUGGAAGGCUAAACUGGCUCAGUCUGCUUUCAGUGUUUGACAGACUGGCACCAUGCUGACAGUAGUUUGCAGAGAUGUGGAGGAUAUCUGUAGACUGUUUACUUUGCUGGCUUGGAUCAAUAUGAAAUAUGAACUCAUGGCCCCUCCCUGAGCGUGCAUUAGACAAUCACAUGCUCAGGCUUUCAAGAGAAAUUCAUGUGGGAAAGUGAGUGUUGUUUUCUGCUCAAAGCACGGCCAAAUGUGUAAAGUUACUUUUUCAGCUGCAUUAGGAAUGUGUUUUUGACUUGAACAUUGAACAGCAAGUAAGAGCUGCUGAAGAAAGCUCAUUUUAUUAUCAUAAAGUGAUUGUGUUGGUUGGUAUCAAGUGUUUGUAGUGCUUCAGUAAUAGUUGACACAUAAAAGAGGCAGCUGAAAUGUUCACCACAAGUUGUUUUCAAAUUGGCCUGGUUGCAUAGUGUAGCUGACUAAAUCAUGUGAGAAACAGAAGUGGAUGUAAUAUUAACCCUUGUAAAAAGAUACCACCCAGGAAGUCCAAUGAGAUUUGCUCAUUCAAAGUUCACUCGUUCAAAGGGAUCAUAAACCUGCAAAAAAUGUAAGUCUGGAUUCCCUUCUGGGUAAAUGACGUGGCCCACUGGAUGUAAACAACAGUGUUUCUCCUGUGACCGAGAGAACACGGAAAACUUCACAUGAUGACAGCAGCAAGGAUUUUUGUAUCACUUUAAUAAACUUGAAAGCUAAGUUUGCAAGUUAACAUGCCUUGUCAAGUUUUACUGAUGUCUUCUCUAUAACGCUGAUCUGGAGAAGUACUCAAAGGCUGCAGGGGAAUUUUUUGCUGCAGUAACGUAUGUGGCCACAGGGUAACACUGGAACAAGCCUGAGCAUUUUUGCCAUACUCAUGUCCCAAUAACACCUAUAGAAAGACGAGUAUGUGCAAGAGGAUCAGUGAUAGAGGCCUACUGUUUAAAAAAAAUGAAGAACUCUAUGUUCAAUAUGUGUGAGCUAUGAGUAAUAUGUACUAUAUCGAAACACAACUGCACUGUAUAUCUGAAAAAGAAAAGUAUGCUAAUGCUAAAUUUCUCCAGCAGGGGUGAAGUUCAACUGGUUGCAGCUGCAUUUUUUCAGAUCACCCCUGGUGGAUUUAUUUGAGUCUUGAUUGUAGGUUUUGAUUUGCUCCAGUGAUAAUCCUCAGGAGAAAUGUAAUCUAAUGUUGACAUUGAUGUUUCUGUUUUCCAGUUGAGUAGCUUUGGGGAAGCCCACCCCCCGAGUGGCAACCAUGGGGGAUGAUAGCGAGUGGAUGAAGCUUCCCAUCGACCAGAAAUGUGAACACAAGGUGAGUGAUUCAUCAUCUGUUGGUCUCCUCUGCUGUUGAGCUUCACUUCAAUUUGUAAUUAAAUUAUUCUCCUGUAGUAGGGAUGGGUGAUAUGGGGUAAAACAUUUAUCAUAAUAAGAUUUGCCCGAUAAAAAAUAUUAUAAUUCCAAUCAAUAUUUUUGACAAAUUUUGUCUUGAGAACACCAGUUGGAAUAGUCCAGUAAGAUACUUAACCACAAGUUUGAGUGGUAGGUUUCGGAGAAAACUAAUAAUAUCAAACAAGUCUCAAAUGUGAAAACAUUUUCAACAUUUGUUGAAAACUCUUAUUGCACAGAGUGAACAGCAGCAGCAGAUCCUCUGUCCGACGUCAGGCAUACCUGAUUGCACUCAUCUAAACCCCAGACUUGAAGGAAAUCCCUCAUGUGGACCUUCGUUCAGUAACAAGCUGCUCUGAAACAUCCUCAUUAUUACCUUCAACCAUGUUUGUUUGUUAUUCUGCUCUAUUUGGGCUAUGGCUGCGAGUCUGUCACUUACGCUUAUGUCAUCAACUUGCAUUUAUUGUAUUUAUCAUGAGAUUGCAAAUAUUUAUCAUGGAGGAUUUUUCUUACGAUAUAUUGUGACCGAUAAUUUGUUGCCCAUCCCUAUCCUGUAGUCAAAUAAUCUUGUGCUAUGAUAGUAAUGUCUCCUGAGCGAGAGAGUAUGAGAAACUGACGAUUGCCAAUGUUUCCUUUGUGGUUUUUUAUGUAUGGGAUGGACUGGCUAAUGGAGUCUUGUGUGAUUCCUUGGCAGUUUUUUUUAAAAAUUUUUUUACAGUCACUCAGCUUUAUGCAAACCUAUUAUCCUACACUGUAGCAAUAAAUCAGAUUCUUUAUCAGAUCAUAGCCUAAAAGGCUUAAAAUUCACAUCAAAUUAAAAGGGAUCCAAAAAUUAUUUAAAUGUCACCCUUUGAGCAAAGGUUCAGUGUUUGUUGUUUUUUUUUCUAAUGGAUUGAAAAGUAAGGUUACAACAUACACUACAUUAGCACUGUCUCUACACAGGAAAGAGAGGCUAAAGGCAUGUUCAUGUAGAUAAUUUGGGAGAUUAAAAGAAUACCUUCACCCAGCAACUAUUGUUUCACCUUUCUGACCCAGAGUUAAUUUUAGACUGAAUCCAAAUGAGAAAUGUUGUUGAAGUGGAACUGUACAAGAAUAACAAGCAGAUUGACCACAGGCAAGACUAAACCCUGCUGUGCUAAAUAGUCUUCUGUUUUUUUCACCUAAAACAAAGCAAUUGUUUUGGCCUGUGUAUCAUCAAACUCCAAAUUAGUUUUUUUUUUUUCCUAUGAGCUUGGACAGACUCCUUGGCAUUUAAAUGCAAAAUGAGCCUGAGGAAACACUGACUACAAUCUUGAAGGCAAACAAACAAGGGGAUGGCAUGUAACAGAGAUACUAAGACAUGAUAAACACAGCUUACAUCUAUUGUCAUACAGACUCUGAUCCUUCAUAUGUGAAAUGCAGAGACAUUUCACGGUGUGUAUAUCCACAUAAAUUUAGUAUUAUUCUCUCUAAGUGAAGUCUUUUUUUUCUCGCUCAGGUGUGGAAAGCCCGUUUAAACGGUUAUGAGGAAGCUCUGAAGUUGUUCCAGAGGAUAGAGGAUGAGAAGAGUCCAGAGUGGGGCAAGUACCUGGGACUGAUAAAGAAGUUUGUCACGGACUCAAAUGCUGUGGCUCAGCUUAAAGGCCUGGAGGCUGCCCUGGCUUUCAUCGAGAACGCACAUGUAGCUGGAAAGUGAGUAUGAGUCUGAACGAGAAUUACACCUCGAGCUUAUCCAAAGAGUCUGGAGUUGAUGACCUGAAGCAGCAGACAGUCAAGUGCAGGGACAUGUCGGUUGGUAACAGGAGCAGAUUAUUUGUUUAAAUGCUAAGAGGUGCAGAGGCAUGAAAUGAGUUGGAGAUGAGAUGGGUUUCAAUUAGGGUGGACAACUAAAAUUAAUUAAACUGAUUUAGGAAAACAAGAACAGACAUGCAGUACUGUUCAUUCAUAAAGCAUGAUUGUCAAAGAGAGCAGGGAUGUGGUGAUUGGUAAUUGAUUGGUAUGUGUGAGUGGAUGUUACAGGAAUGUCCUGUGACAACACUGAGAGUAGAUGAAACAGGGCCUGGACAGUUGUUGUGAAGGGAGCAGAGGCUUUUGUUGUUAAGAAACAUGGCCCAGGUGCUCCAACAGAACCACACCCGUCAUUUAAGCACAAGACAAAGGAUUUUCUAUUGUGAUAAUAACUAAUGACAUCAUUGCUGUAAAGGCAGUCAAACUUAAUAUAAUGCAGGGAUAGCAUCUGUUUGAUAAGUCAGGAGUUAAUCUAAAGAAUGUCUUUGAGAACUAGGCUUUCAUAUGAAGUCAAAUUAAAAGUUAUGCAGCGUCAAAAUUACUAAGUUAUAAAUGACAACAGUGUUUUGAUGUCUAGAUAAUGAAACAAUCAUAUUUAAGAAUACUCUUUGGGAACAAAAUGUGAGGAAAGAAUCAGAAAACAGUCAACACUGAGCACAUUGGAGGUGAACAUUCUUAUGUCACUUUUUAUGUCUGAGCUGGUUAGGAAUUGCUUAGGUAUGCCAGUUAAAGUGGACACUGCCUACACACAACUUCACCUAGUUUUCUGGACUAACACACUACCAGUGAUGUAGGGAGUUGUUCCAAUGUUCGCAGUCAUAUUGAAAAUACUGCAAGGAUUUCCAUUGUCUCUUAUAUUUCUAAUUGAACUGAGUUUAGUUCGAAAUGCUGAAAAAAUCUAAACUUUGGAAAAUCUAUCACAUCAAACUUUUUUCUGCUUUGGUGUUGUCAAAGAUUGCUGCAUUUUCAUGGUUUGGUUUGUCAGAAAGAUGACUGCGACAGUGCUGCUUACUGUAGUCCAUUUUACAUUACUACAUCUAUGUAUACUGACCUUUUUAAAAGCCAGAGGAAGUCAUUUGUUUUACGCCUUGUUAUUUCAAGUAUUUUCAUCUAACUAACUGUGUUUCUCCUCUGCUACAGGACCACAGGUGAGGUGGUGUCAGGUGUGGUGACCAAAGUGUUCAAUCAGCCUAAGGCCCGGGCGAAGGAGUUGGGCACAGACAUCUGUCUAAUGUACAUUGAGAUCGAGAAAAAUGAGGUGGUUCAAGAGGAGCUCCUAAAAGGGCUAGAAAACAAGAACCCAAAGAUUGUGGUGGCCUGCUUUGAAGCUCUCCGGAGGGCUCUCAGGUCAGUGCUAUUUUCUUUGAAAAUACAAAGACCAAACCAUCUGGGAUGCUUGUUUCUCCUGUGACACUAACCUUUGAAGUCCUCUUUGCCUUGUCUUCCUCUGUCUCCAGUGAGUUUGGAUCUAAGAUUGUGACAUUAAAGCCUGUCGUGAAGGCUUUACCAAAACAGUUUGAAUCCAGAGAAAAAGCAGUGAGAGAUGAAGCCAAACUUCUGGCUAUAGAGAUCUACAAAUGGAUCAGAGACGCUCUGAGACCUCCACUGCAGAACAUUAACUCUGUCCAGGUAAGAUACAUUUGUUAUUGCACACACGCUCUUCUACCUUGUAAACACACAGCCUUCAGGAUCAAGAUCAACGUCUGUUGUCUCUCCACACAGCUGAAGGAGCUAGAGGAGGAGUGGGUGAAACUGCCCGGAUCACCACCCAAGCAAAGCAGGUUUCUGCGCUCACAGCAGGACCUGAAGGCAAAGUUUGAACAGCAACAAGCCCAGGGAGACCAGUCUGAAGGUGCGCUUCAACAUCAGGUUACCUCUCGUGUGUUCAUGUGGCUCUCAAGGUGUUGAGGUGAUGAGUCAUGAGUUUGUGUCUCUUUCAGGAGAGGAUGAAGUGGAAGCAGUGGCAGCUGUGGAUCCUUAUGAGCUGCUGGAGGCGGUGGAGAUUCUGUCCAAGUUGCCCAAAGACUUCUAUGACAAAAUAGUAGGUUAUACUACGUAACCCAGGCUUAUGCUUGGAACAAAAACAAUAUAUUCAUGAUAUAUUGGUUAUCAACAGUUGUUUUCCAAGCCAGUUUUUCUACAGUGAUUUUGACUCCUAAUUGGAACGCAGAUGUUUUUAACAUAGUCUGUAGAAAAGCCUGAUUUAAAGCAGCAAAGUGAAUUUGAAAUCCUUUAUUUGCAUCUUUGUCAGCCAUCUCUUAAGCUUUAAUAUUCUAUUUACAAAUACAGAUUCACAGUUUUUAGUAAUAGAGAAAUUGAAGUGUCUAAUUUGAAGUAUGUAGAGUAACAUGAGUAAACUCAUUUUUGUUUUUGAAGUGAAAUGAAACUGUCUUGCCAUGCUCAGUGAGAUCAUUCAAAAUCUGUUCUGAAUUAAAUUUAAAAGUUAAGCUGUUGUGAUACAGAGGAUUCUUUGGGAAAACCAGAAGUGAGUUACAAACCUAAACUGAGUCCACAGACUUAAAAUUGAUUUUGCGUGCGGAGAUGGAUAUCAGCGAGUCUGUAACAAGACUCAUAGAGACCUACUUCACAAGUUUACAAAACGACUGAUUAUUACUAAAGAAGCAGUUUUCAUUCUGACGCUGUGACCUACAAAUGGAAACCAAAGCACUUACUAGAAGAUUGACUUUUUCUUAAUAUAUCAGCUGAAAAUUUUUCUCACGGAUUCUCAAACUGAAAAGUAUGUUUGCUGAAGGAACAGUCGGUUAAAAGCAAACAGGAUGAAUCUCUUUAUUGGAGAACACCACACCCAUGCACUCAGGGUAGGGCUGCCAUAAUCAACAUAAUUAUGCAUCACGCCAGCAAAUAUUCUUCCUUAUGUAAAUGUAUUCAUCCAUCAAUAAAGAUCUCAGAGCAAUCAAGCUGUGAUAGGUAAAUAAAAGAUGUACUUUUAUAGGCCAAAACAAGAUAAAAAUAGACAGUUGCACUUUGAAAAUGUUAGGUCAGUGCUUGAAAUUAUACAGACAAGCAUGCUGGAAUGUCACUGUGUGCUAAAAUGAGUAAUCUUAGUUAAUCUUAAUCUUAAAUUAGCAGCAUUAGCAGUACAAUAAUUGAGUUUUUCUGUUUGAUGGAAACCUGCAUGUGUUAAUGUGUAAUCUUGACUUUGCAGGAAGCUAAAAAGUGGCAGGAGAGAAAAGAAGCUCUUGAGGCCGUGGAGGCUCUGAUUAAGAACCCCAAACUGGAGAACGGAGACUAUGGAGACCUCGUCCGUGCACUGAAAAAGGUAAACACUCAAAGUAUUUUUUAAGGGCAUGAUAGAAAUCAGAUAUAGGUUGAAGGGGGCUGUGCUAUUGACAUGGAAGACAAAGAAUUUAAAAUCCAAGAUUUAAAAAUAAUAAUAAUAAACAAAGUUUUGUACUGAAGAUAAAUCUGUGACUCUUAAAUGUUCUAAUUCUGUUUUUAAUUUUUAAGGUUGUGGGCAAAGAUGCCAACGUGAUGCUGGUGACUCUAGCAGCUAAAUGUCUGGCUGGACUGGCCGCAGGUCUCAGGAAGAAGUUUGGACAAUAUGCAGGACAAGUAAGUUGUAGAGAUUUUUUUGCAGCUUGAAAAGGGUGAACUGUGAAUAAUGAGGAUGUUAAUAUCUUUGCUCAAAUGAAAUGCCGGUUACAUGAUAGUACUGACACCAUCUUUCCAAGUCACUUAUUCAAGCUCUGUGUGUGUGUGUAGGUGGUUCCAACUGUUCUGGAGAAGUUCAAGGAGAAGAAGCCUCAGGUUGUCCAGGCCCUGCAGGAGGCUAUGGACGCCAUCUUCCACACUGUAAGUCGAAUCAAAUUCAAAAGUGAGCAGUUCUUUGCAGAUCAAGUGCUCCAGUUUAAAAGAUGGGCACAGAGGCAUGACUAAAAUGGAGAUCCUGACCUUACAUCUAUUCCACAAACUCCCCUCAAAAGUCUGUGUGAAAGAGUUAUAGAUAAAUAUCUGUCUUUGUCUACAUAGACAGGAAAACAAAACGAAAUACAUUCAUCUAUUUUGUCUGGCUGUAGCUUCACUAAAGCCAAACAAGAUAACCCACCUCCUAGUUUUAUUUUGUAUCCACUCAGAGAAAAAUGCCAGUAUAAUAUUGGGGUGUCCCGAUACAACAUUUUUACUUCCGAUACGAUACCAAUAUUGUAGCCUUCAAUAUUGACCGAUACCGAUAUUGAUCCAAUAUUGGCACAAAAUUGUGCAUGACAAGUUUUUCACUCAGCUGCAAUGUCUUUUUUGGACUUAAACAAAAAAUACUGCCACAAGGCCGACAUCACUCCUACUCCUUGCUACUCUUUCAGUACUUUAGUACACACUGUUGUUAUGAUUAUGUGGGCUCUGCAUGCUGGAUCAGGGUGCUGCUAGAUAGAGGUGCUGGAGCGGAGUCUGGAAUCGACUGCUUAUAUUGAAGAUUUUAGAUGCAGGCCGAUAUAAUCCAACAUUUUUUUUUCCCUGAUAUCGGACCGAUAUCAGCAUUGUAUCAGGACAGCCCUAGUAUAAUAAUACUUGCACUGAUGUUAAUGACACUAAGCUGAUUCCAAGUGAAUUUCUGUCUCUAAUGGGGAACUUAUGGAGUCCCUGUUGUCUUUAUAGCUUGAUCAGUUAUUCCACUGUGAACUGGUCAAAGGUUAACACCACUCAGCACUUGUUUCUACCUCCACUCUACAUUCAGGCUCAAGUCAAUUUCCUCGUAUUAGCGAUGCAUCCAGCGAAGUACACACAGUGCAACUGAGACAAAGCCUAGAAUAGAACCUGCAGCUGGCGCCAAGUGCUUGUGAUUACCUGAUCAGUGUUACUGUAAUACACGGGUCCCUACAGGCCAACUUCCCACGGCUUUGGUUCACAACUAUAUUUAUAAGCUUAACGUGAAGGCAACCUUACUUAAACUAAGUAGUUAACAUGCAGCGUUAUUGCCUCUUUUGUAACAGAUGUAAUGGGCACUGAGAGAUGAAGGCUGUUGCUACUUGUGUCUCCCCUAAUGCGCACUUAGUUUUCACUACAGUCGGCCGUUUUUCUAAAUAAGCCCCCCAGUCUGUUUAGCAUGACUCUACUAGGCUGCUCUCCCCUAAUGUAGUCAUUUCUACUGUAUUGACUGGAGUUAUUUAAAGAGCACUGCAUGACUUCCCAGAUAGCCUCUAAUGUCUUUAGAAUUGAUGGAAUUUUGUGUUCUGAAGCUGAUGUAAUAUCUCAGUUAAUAUGAUAUCUUUUUUUUUUUCCAGACCACUCUGCAGAACCUAUCAGAGGAUAUCCUGGGCGUGAUGGACAACAAGAAUCCAUCCAUAAAGCAGCAAGCCUCUCUGUUUCUGGCCCGCUCCUUCAGACAUUGCACGCAGGCCACUCUGCCAAAGAGUGUCCUCAAGCCCUUCUGUGCUGCUCUCAUAAAGGUACACAUGGAGACAUUUCAGUUCCACCAAUCAACCAUCUGAUUAUAUCUGUCACCAUAAAGGUUUAGUUUAUUAACAUAAACAUCUUUUGGAUCAAAUUUAGAACAUGUUUUGUUGAUCACAUAUUUUACUCGAUUGGCUAAGCUACCAUCUGAACUGUCAUUUUUUGUACUUUUCUUUUUAAACCAUCACAGCAAGUGAACGACUCUGCUCCAGAGGUGCGUGAUGCUGCUUUUGAAGCUCUGGGGACGGCCAUGAAAGUCGUGGGAGAGAAAGCUGUCAACCCUUUCCUGACUGACCUUGAUAAACUCAAACAGGACAAGGUGAGGACGAGUAGCGGAGCAAAGGCAGCCGCCAUCUGCUUCAGUUGUAUUAACAUACAGUAAACUGCUGACUGCUUCACUAUGUGUAUGUUUUUUUUUUUUGUAACAGAUUAAAGAGAGUGCUGAUAAAGUGGAGCUUCCUGGAGGAAAGAAGGGUGCAGGUGGAGGCAGCACUGGAGGGGACAAGAAGCCAGCGUCUAAAGCUCCUCCUGCUGCUGAAGCUGCGCCCAAAUCCUCUGGCCCACCCAAGAAGAGCACAACUUCUGCUGCCAGCAAGGUACGCAUGAAGCAAAAUAUUGAUUGAAAGCUGAAAUUAAUAUAAAAUGUUGUUCUUAGAAGAAGAACUCCAUCUCUGACCAAAACAAUCUGUGCAUUUUGAUGAAAGGUUGUUUUCUGUCUAUCCUUAUUUUAGCAUUGUGUUUUGUUUUUGCAGCCGUCUGCAGGUCCAGCUAAAAAAGGCAAACCAGCAUCAGCAGCUGGUGGAAAAGCAAAGAAGGCCUCAGACAACAAAGAAACAGUAGAGAGUGAACUUUCUGUAAGUAUAAUAUUUAAGAUUUUCUUUCUCUCAGCAAAGUCUGUUGAAAACAACUUGUAAGAAGGGAUGUUUCAACAGUCGGUCACUUUUUAAAGGCUUCCCUGACGUGAAAUUAGCCCCAAAGAGAAUAGAGUUCUUAUUGUUAUUACUUGUUGGUGACAUACAUGUUUGGUUUUCUAACACCCAUGUAACCAGUUCCUCAGUGAUAAUCUGAAUAUGUAAAGUGUUAAUGCAGCAGUUACAUGGGUGGAUGGACUAAAAACUACACUAUGUUAACGGACAAGGGCAUGACUUUAGGGUUUAGUGAGGCUGGUAGAGCAAAGUGGUUCCAGUAGUCUGCUUUAAAUCAACUCUUCUGACCCUCAUCAAGAGGUCACAGAUAUCUAAAUCUAGAUCCUUAACAGUUUUUUGCACCUGUGUGUUUUUCAGGUUGAGGUGUGUGAAGAUCUGGCUGCAGGUGUACUUCCUGCCUCUUGUCUACAACAGCUGGACUCGGCUAACUGGAAGGAGAGGCUGGCCAGUAUGGAGGAGUUCCAGAGGGUAAGGUCCUUUUUUACUUUUUAAGAAGUGAAUUAGAAGUCUGGGUGGGUUCAUUGGAUCGUGAUGGUUUACUGUAGACCUGAGAGGUGUGAUAUAUUUUCUUUCAAUCAAGAAGUGAACAAGUUGACAUCAUUUUUCGAUAAUUAGAGAUUUAUUUUAUUUUAUUUUUUUCGAACAUGUGCGUGCAACACAAGAACUGAAAACAAACAAAACCAAUGAGAAUAUUCAAAACAACAAUAACAAUAAUCAAAGAAAAUAAAUAAAUAAUAAUAAUAAUAAUGAUAAUGUGAAAAGGAGUAGGAUGAAGCAUUAUGCUUUUUUUUUUUUUUUUUUACCUACGCCUUCUCUGCUAGAGUAAAUAAGUACGUAAAUCAUUUAUGAAAUGAAUUUGUUCUAGCCUUUCAGACAGAAAUAUUGGUAAUUCCAGUGCAGAUGUGUUGCUUUCUUGUUGUAUGAAAAUAAACCGCGUGUGCUUUUAGAUUUGAUCUAUUGGUGUUAUUCAGAAAGGCUAAAAAGCUGGUUUUGUUUGUGCCUCCAGGCUGUGGAAACCAUGGACAAAACUGCAAUGCCCUGCCAGGCUUUAGUACGGAUGUUGGCCAAGAAACCUGGCUGGAAAGAGACCAACUUCCAGGUAACUGUGCUGCCAUGAAAGCUGGCCUCUAGGAGAAUAUUUGUCCUUUCUGCUUGGUGUAACUUUCCAUUUAUUGUGUUGUCAGGUGAACUCUUGUUCUACUUUAACUGUGGUGAGCCAUUAGGAGUCAUUAAAGGACUGGUUUAUGCUAGUUUUGUGUCUUUUGUCUCUCCCCUCUUGUGCAGGUGAUGCAGAUGAAGCUGCACAUUGUGGCUCUCAUCGCUCAGAGAGGACAGUUUUCAAAGACCUCAGCCUCUGUGGUGUUGGACGGUUUGGUGGACAAGGUCGGGGACGUCAAAUGUGGUGGGAAUGCCAAGGAGGGACUGACUGCUAUUGGAGAGGCCUGCUCUCUGCCCUGGACUGCAGAACAGGUUUGAAACCUUUUCUUUAGAGGAGAGAGGAUCUUUGGUAUUUGUCUCCUGAGGAAAGAUCCAACAGCCAAGAGAGAUCAACAAUACUGUCUUUGAUGAUAAGUACUUACUUUAUUCACAUGGUUUAUUCAACAGGUUGUGUCAAUGGCAUUUGCACAGAAGAACCCGAAAAACCAGGCAGAGACCCUGAACUGGCUGGCUAAUGCAAUGAAGGAGUUUGGCUUUGCUGGGUAAACCUUUUUUGUUUCCCGUUGAAGCUUGAAGUGCUUUUCUUCACUCAUUCUUAAUUUGGCUAUUUUACAUGAUUAUUUGUCUAAGAAUGAGUGUUUAUGUAAUUGUGUUACCAGACUUUUUGAGCUUUCCGUUGACCUCUGACCUUUUCCUGUUGCCAGUAUCAAUGUGAAGGCUUUCAUCAACAAUGUGAAGACCGCUCUGGGUGCCACAAACCCAGCUGUCAGAACCUCAGCCAUCACCCUGCUGGGAGUCAUGUACCUGUACAUGGGAGCCCCUCUGCGCAUGUUCUUUGAAGACGAGAAGCCCGCCCUCCUCGCACAGAUUGACGCAGAGUUCGAGAAGGUACAAAGAGUAACAAAACAGGCUAGAUGCUUCCUAUAUAUUACUUACUGUAUGUUGAAUGUUAUUUUGUCAAAGUCAUAAGGAAUAACCAAAUGACAAGAGACUCCAGUCAAACUUAAGAGUAGGACUGAGCGAUUAUAUGAUUGUGAUUAAUGAUUCUGUAAGUUGCUGGAGAAGUAAACAGGGGAAGUAAACAAUUAAUAAAAUGUUGAACUAAUCUCUAGUUUCUUUAGUUUUUCGUACAGAUGCUUUGAAACUGGGGAUUUAAAAAAAAAAAGAUUGGACAAAAUAUAUUGUGAUCAAUUUUUUUGCCAAAUCACCCAGUCCUACUUAAGAGCCUCUCACUAUCAGACCGUUCAGACCUCAUUGUCAGUAAAUGAUGUGGAAAAAAGAACUUGUAUUUUUUGCCCCCACAGAUGCAGGGACAGUCUCCACCUGCUCCAACCAGGUUCAACAAGAAAGCAGCAGCAGAUGAUGGCGGUGAUGAAGGAGAGGAGCAGGAUGAGGAUGGAGGAGGAGGAGGACAAGACAUCAUGGACUUGCUGCCCAGAACAGAUAUCAGGUAACAAACGGACAGCGUGGGAUGCAGGCUCUGAGUCAACCUGCACUAAUACAGAAAUAAAAACAAUCACCUCAAAGCCCUCUAUUUGAGACUCAACACAAGUGAUCAACAAAUUUUUCAUCUUGAUUUCUUACUGAUUUAGAAAGCUGCACUCCCAAGUUUCCUCUGACCAUUAGAUGACUCACAUGCUCAUGACAUAUCACAAUUCAAAUCCUCAAAAUGUUGGCGUGUUUUCUGUCAACUGCUUGUGUACUUUGUUGAACAUGUCUGAAAUAAAGACUCUUUGCUUUUAGGUGCAAGAAAAGAAAGACAUUGUUUGCUGCUUAUUACUCAAAGAGUCUGUUAAAAUAUUGCACAUUUCAUAUCAAUAAGUGAUUGAAACUCCACAAUAUGACAUUAACCAAGUUUGAGGCUAUAUGUCCAAAUCAUUAAAUGCACUUAAAAUCAUUUAUUUCUCUUACAUUUGACUGUUAAAAGUGGCUUAACAUGACUCGGUGAAGUCAUUGAUCUGUAUCGUGUCCUUCCUCAUCACACUCCUCUUUCCCGGUUUCAGUGACAAGAUAACAUCUGACCUGGUGUCUAAAAUUGAGGACAAGAACUGGAAGAUCAGGAAGGAGGGUCUUGAUGAGACUGCAGCCAUCAUCUCUGAGGCCAAGUUCAUCACAGCCAACAUUGGAGAGCUACCACUCGCUCUGAAGGCUCGCCUGAACGACUCCAACAAGAUUCUGGUAAGUCAGGAAAAAAAACAGAAGUUUUCGUUCCCAAAGGCCGGUGACCUUGUUUGGCAAGAAACAUUAAAAAGUUAUCAGUUGGCCUUAAUUCCAACUAUUGUGUUUAUUUGAUUUCACUGAGAAUUUUUGCUUUCCCAGUAUUUUUUUUACAGUCACAUUAGCAAUCUGGUUUUAAAGUAAUUUACUGCACACCGUAGAAGAACAGCAAGUUUGUCUGCAGUUUUUGUUCAAAUAUUAUGAUUAAACUCGUGACCCUGAGAACACUAUAAUGCACCACAUCUGUCACAAAGACAUUAAUGCGGCUUUAAUAGAUGUACAUUUUCAAUGUCGUUUCUGUAAUUGGUGUAACAUUUGUGUUUGUGCUGUUCAGGUUCAGCAGACGCUAACUAUCCUGCAGCAGCUGGCCACAGCCAUGGGGCCUGGACUCAAGCAGCAUGUCAAAGCUCUGGGGAUUCCUGUGAUCACUGUUCUGGGAGACAGCAAGGUACUGGGCACAUACACAAACAUAAACACUAAUGGUACUGUUCUUGUCAUGGUGACUUUGUUAAUAAAGGCAAAUAAAAUCCUGUUUCAUAUUCUUAGUCACAGCACAGACUUAAUUUUAGCUUUGUUUAAUUUAACCUUAAAUGCUAUACUAUAGGAGAGAUGCAGUGUGUGAGAACAGCAUACCAUUAGAAAGCCUAAAAGAUGCACUUUUAAAAAAUAUCUCCAGUGUGAAGAGAGAGGCAGAAUGCUUCACACCAGACAUGAGAAACAAUGAGAUGGAAUCUGCUUUAGCCUUGUAUCACUGGUAGACUUUUCUUUUGCUCUCUUGCAGUCAAAUGUACGAGCCGCUGCCAUGGCAACUCUGCAGGCCUGGGUGGAGCAGACUGGAAUGAAAGACUGGCUGGAAGGAGAGGACUUUUCAGAAGAGCUGAAGAGAGAGAACCCUUUCCUGCGACAAGAGGUACACACAAACAUGAAGUCUUCACUGAUUCGCUUCAGGAUGAUAGUGCCAAAUGAAAUCUUAGAGCACGUGCUGCAGAUCAGAGAGUGAUAAUCAGCCAUAAACUUUUUUUUUUGUCCUCACUCAGCUGCUCGGCUGGUUAGCAGAGAAGCUUCCCACUUUGAGGAGCGUACCAGCAGAUCUGAUGCUGUGUAUCCCUCAGCUGUACAACUGCCUGGAGGACAGAAACGGAGACGUGAGGAAGAAAGCACAGGAUGCUCUGCCCACCUUCAUGAUGCACCUGGGCUACGACAAGAUGAACAAAGCUACAGGGAAACUCAAAGUACUAAACCAAUACACUUGGAGAAUAACACAUAACCAGCUAAAGUUAUCUCUCUUCAGAGGUGUUUACAGUCUCUUUCCUUUCGUCUCUGCAGCCGGCCUCAAAGGAUCAGGUGAUGGGCAUGUUGGAAAAGGCCCGGGCAGUGAUGCCGGCUAAACCCGCAGCUCCUGCCAGAGCUGGAGGGGGGAAAAGCUCUGGAGAGCCGAGAGCAUCUUCAGGUCUGUAUGAGAUCAAAGUGAAGAAAUUAAGUCUUUUUGCCACCACAGAUUCUUGGUCUCUGGAUCACUUAGUGACAUAAACUAUAUUUGCAGUCUGAUAGCUGAUGGAUUUCUUUUACUACUAAUUUUGUAAAGUAACUUAACCCCUAGUUUCUGUUAAUUUUGAGCUCUAUCCAGCCUAAUUUGUCCCCAAAACGGACAUGCAGAAAAGCGUUCCUAAAUUAAGCAUUUUUUUUACAUUUUCUUUUUACUUUUCUGCCUCUUAUCUCUUUAACAACUACUGCCCUGAUCAUUUAAAAAAUAAUGAAUAAAAAAUUCGGUGUAUUACCCUUUUUAUGUCAGUUAUUGUGUACUAUGUCACUGUUAUUUUUAAUGGUAAAAAACACGAAAUCGCCAUAUUUCCUAUAUAAAAUGACCGAGAUGAAACUUUGGAUGGAAUCGAUGGAGCUAAAAUGCGGCGACAGAGUACUGCAGGCGACACAUUUAGUUUUUUUAAUAUGAAGAAAAAUAAGAACUAACCAAAUUUGAUGCCCCAAUCUUUAAAAAUGUGACUUCAUAAAGAUGGGGAAAAAAAAGACAAAUGUCCGCAAAAUGGACAUAGUAGGAACCAAGGGUUAAUGUCCAGUCAUGUGUGAUUUCUAAUCUGUAUGAGUAGAUCGAAAAGUUGAUGUAAGAUUUUAUUUGUGAACUUAAGCAGUUUUUGAUCUAUGUUUCUAUAUUACAGCCACCAGGUCUCAGCCUGCUGCUGACGAUCUCGACAGUAAACCUGAGGCAAAGAAAGUCAGAGGAGGAGCGGCUGCUAAAAAGGUACUUCUGACUGGGUCAACACUCAUUUUUGGUUUUCAUUGUGUUCAACAAAAACAGACACACUUUUUUGAUUUAUUUCUCAGAAAACAAUCCAAGUCAAAGUCCUGUUUUCUCUUACCAAGGCCUUACUUGUAUUUUGAAGGAGGUCUUAAUGACUUUUGCGCAAAGAGCUCAGAAACACAGCUGUAAUGGCUCUAAUAGAAGUCCUCUAAACCUCAAAAUAUGUAUAAAGAGGCUCUGGGUUAAAUCAAAUUGAAAUUCUCCUUCUCCAGUGUUUCUCUUCACCUGUUUUCCAUUUGUACUUGAGUUGUACGUCUUGUUUUUUGUCAUUAAAAUCAGGUUUUCUCACUCAUUUCAUGACCAUAAGGUGUAAACAUAAUGUGGUCUUUUUACUCACUCAGCCGCCCUCCUCUCCUGAGGAACCUGCCCCUCCCCCUCCCUCCAAGGACAAGGACAGUAAUGGUAGUAAAAAGCCACCUGGUAAAGGGAAGGCUGCGGCUGGCAGUCAACAGGUAGAUGUAAGGCAGGGGUCCUUGUGCUGAAACUCAGGCCAGAGUGUCUUUUCCUCUCCAUCUGCAGUGUGCAGCAGAUGUGGGCAGAGUUUCUCAGCGGACACUCGUGCUCUCGCCUCUCUGCCUCUGCGUGGUCCGGUCUUGGUUCAGUCUGAUCCUCUCUCAUUCUCUAAAUCACUAAUACUGAAUAUGCAACUGUAACACCAAACGCACAGUGCUUGUGAGGUGAAACAAUAACCGAGGGCUUCUGUUUCUUACUUUUAACACGUGACUUAGAUGGGCUUUAUGUGCAUGAGAUGACACCUGUCACUUGGGGGUUUCUGCUCAGGUGUGUGUGUGUUUGGGGGGGUUUGUUUCAUGGUUUCAGAUAAUAUCACAACAUCUCCAUAUUUCUGCCUUGUGUUUGUGCAAUAACAUGAAGUUAUUUCCAGUCUUUGUCUUCUGUUAAUACUCUCACAGCCUCUGACAUGUGAACACACAAACACAUCAUAUUACAUGACGUUACUCACUUUCACUAGUACAGAUCCAAAGACGGAGCUUUUCUUUCCUUCUCUCUUUAACUCUAAUAUUGCCUCCCUCUUCUCAGGGUGCAGCUGGCAAGAAGCCUGCAGCCAAAAGCGCGAAAGAUGAUGAAGACAGGUCUGGGCCUAUCUUCGUCCUUGUCCCGAAUGCAAAGGAGCAGAGAAUCAAAGAGGAGAAGCAGCUGAAGGUACCUGGCUGGCUGAGUAACAUGUUUACGUGUGAAAUGGACAAUAAGGGAAUCAAACACAGUUGAGGCUGUGUCAAGAUGUGCAAGAUAUAGAUUAAAGCUCCAGUGAGGAAUUUGUUAGCUGGUUAUGAAACCAACUAAUCUUAAUACUGAUGAGGAGAUGAGUGACUAUUUUUGUACGGAGAUUUUUAAUACCUGGAACUGCUGUAAGUAUCAGAGAGGCCAUUACCUGCCAAGACACUCUCAGUGUCAACUUUUUCCACAGUAUAGAAACAUUUCCUACUCAUGUUAAAGGACUAUUCUGUAAAUGUUUGUGCUGUGUUAGCUGGAUUUUUGUUCAAUCAGUUAAUCAAAACUUAAUUUUUAGAGCACCAUUCCUGCAUAGACAUACAACACAAAGUGCUUUUCACACAUAAAAAAAGGAAAAAAAAAAGAAACAGAAAAAUAAUUACAAAUAAAUCCCCUCCAUACUACACACACACACCCACGCACCUGCACACUGUCACUACAGACAAUAGGAAGACAUGGCAUGACACUGAGGAUUGAGGAAGCACCUUUUUUGGGGUCAUCCACACUGGGAGGAGUCGCAGGCUAUGCCACCAGGGGCACCAGCGCCCAGGCUCCCCGACCCCGACAGACAACAGCCAGCCGGGACUGGAGUUAAAACUGAAAACUAAAAGAAUAACAUAGGAUUUAAAAAUAAUGAAACUAAUAAUAUUACAAAAUCAAUUUCAACAUGUCUCUGUUGCAGAUUUUGAAGUGGAACUUCAUCACUCCUCGAGACGAGUACGUCGAGCAGCUGAAAACUCAGAUGUCCACCUGCUUUGCCAAGUGGUUGCAGGACGAGCUCUUCCACUUUGACUUCCAGAGACACGUCAAGGCCAUCGGUGUCAUGAUCGAGGUAGUGUCUGUCUAGUGUCUAGUCCCAUUUAAACAUAGAGGAAGCUGUGUAUUAGUAGUUGGCUAUUUUUAGCGAUUUAACCCGUACUUCUGCUCUGAAUUCGUCAGAGGCUGGAGAGUGAGAGCGACAACACCAUAAGCUGUCUGGACCUGAUCCUAAAGUGGUUCACCUUGCGCUUCUUUGACACCAACACCACAGUCCUGAUGAAGGUGUUGGAGUAUUUGAAGCUGCUGUUUGCCAUGCUGAACACAGAGAAUUAUCACCUGACUGAGUAUGAGGCCAACUCCUUCAUCCCUUACCUUAUACUCAAGGUGAGCACAUGUCAAAGUAGGGAUGAGAUCAAAUCAAAGCCCCUCAAAAGCUUUGUGGCUCAGUUUCCCUUUCUGUCUACUUCAGGUUGGAGAGUCAAAGGAUGUGGUCCGUAAAGAUGUGCGGGCAAUUCUGACGAUGCUGUGUAAGGUUUAUCCUGCAUCUAAGGUCUUCCCUUUCCUGAUGGAUGGCACCAAGUCUAAGAACUCCAAACAGAGAGCUGGUAGGUCUCCACAGAAAGCAGACAAUCAGCUAUUAUUAGUUUAUAAGAAACGAAAGGACAUCCUGGCUGUCUCCGCCAACAAACAAGCAAACCAGUUCCCUCUUGUCUGACUCUGUUUUUGUGGGUUUCUUCCCCGUCUCCAGAAUGUCUGGAGGAGUUGGGUUGUUUGAUCGAGGGCUAUGGAAUGAAUGUAUGUCAACCCACUCCUGCAAAGUCUCUGAAGGAGAUCGCAGUCCACAUCGGUGACCGGGACACAUCAGUCCGCAAUGCUGCUCUGAACACAGUGGUGGCUGUCUACAAUGUCUGCGGGGAACAAGUCUACAAACUCAUCGGAAAUGUAAGAUGGAGUUGAUGAUGCCUUAGAUAUAAAAGCACCAAAACCUGCUCGUGUACAGGUUUGGUUUAUUCUGCCCUCUCUCCUUUUUUUCAGUUGUCAGAGAAGGACAUGAGCAUGUUGGAGGAGAGGAUCAAGAGGUCGGCCAAGAAAACUCCUGCAGCUCCUGCAAAGCAGACGGCUACAGAGAGGUCUCAGAGGGAGCAUCCAACCAACCCCAAUGCCACCUUCCUCCGAAAGCCUGCACAGGAAGACCCCAACAAACUCAAGUAGGUCACCUCUUGUUUUGGGCUGAAUGAACACGAAUGAAACCAGACCAAAACACCGAGCACAAACAUUAGUGAUGGUAUGAAAUAUGUUAAUUUCUCAGUAGACUGAGAUGCUUUCAGGGAAAAAAGGUGCUUUAACAUGAUAUUGUUAUAAGACAAACGUUGAUUUGUGCUGGGAUCACCAAUUGUUUUUUGACACGACAUAAAACUUAACACCUUCCCCUCAUCUCCUUCAACUUUCACUCUUCUAAAGACAAACAUGCCUGUUAUUUUAAAAGAGAGAUCCACACCUUAGUCCUGUAAAUGGACACAAAAGUUCUUGACACCCAACUUUUCCAGCUGUUUUUCAUGCAUGCGUUGUGUUCCUCCAACCAUCCACCUGGUAGCUCUGUCAGAUCCAUAACUGAACUCCUGAUUGUAGUUUGAUUCAUGCCAUAAAUCUUUUGAAUGUUUGUCCUCUGCUCGAAACUAAUCUGUCCUACUCUUUCUUUUCAUCCUGUUUUUUUUUUUUCGAAGUCACUGCAUGUCUGGUUGCUCUCACAGACACUUCCAUCCAACUUUCUCUUUUGUGUCUGCGAUACCAACCUGAGUGUGUUUGCGUCUUUAGCUGCCUGUCUGUCUCUUAACCCUUCAUCUCUCUUCCUGUGUGAUUUCCUCCUUUUUCUGCUCUGCCUGCCUCCCGUUCUGGAGCAGAAUAAUGUAUCGCACGUAUAGGAUGUAAGUACCUCCUCCUCCUCCUCGUCCCUUCUCUCGUCAUGCUGUCAUUGUAAGGACUCCAUCUAACUGCAGUCGUUACCGAUCGUUCAUGAAACUAAUGAACAGACAGUUUUCUCUGACGUUUGAGUUGAGGUCGUUGUGCUUCUUCACAUUGUUGGGAAAGCACAGACUCCUGCUCAAAAUGUCUUGUGGUCACUCUGAAUAUUGUUUGUUUCUUCCCGCAUAAACCCCCUUUGUCUUACUUGUGCUGUAUGUUUCUGUUUACUGAGCCAAAAAAGAUAUCUGUGAAUACAUUAUAUUCAAAUACACAAGAAAUUGUUAAACAUCAGCAUCUUAACUCCUGAAAAAAAACUGUCAACCAUGGCCACACAUCAGGGUUUAUCAUCGUCUGUUUACCUAAAACCUGAGCUAACUAUUUCAACACAACCAUCAGUUUUCAAAUAUUAGCAUAGGGUGUGUGGGAUAUGUCCUCCAAGAUAAUAUUUGUAUCUUUUUGUUAAUGUGUGAAUCAGAAAACAUUCAAAACACACCUUCAGAGAUUAUACACUUAACUGAAUAUGGUCAAGCCUAACGAGACAAACUCCUGCGCAGGUUCACACAUCAAAACAAAUAAAGGCCAUCAAUGCUGCCUGCAUGGCAGAGUUUUGAAAUGAGUGAACAAAUGGCACCAGAAGGCCAAACACUUCACACCACCAGCCUAGAAAUCAACAUUGUUACAUUGGAUCCUCUUCAUUUGAAUGUUUGCCUCGAAAAGUAGACUGUAUCGAGUAUGGACACCGUCUGCCUCUUCACUGGGUGAAGUCACCCCGAGAACAGCACCCUCUGGUCACGGGCUGCAGUACAGGUCAUAAAUCCCGCCUCCUUCAGCUAAGUUUAUGGAGCUGUGAACAAAGUUUAGAAAUUUAUGACACAGAAUAUACAUUUUUCUCCCCCCUGCUUGAGAUGUUGACAUGUACUUAUUGUAAGACUGGUUUGUGCACAAGUCCUCUUUCUUCUGUACAGCUCCAUUAUUAAAAGUUAUUUGGGGGUUCAUAUUUUCUAUGAUUGACACUUGAUACAGCCUAUGGGCGUACAAAGAUUGUGUAGGUCAUCCAGGGGAUACACUGUUUGAGCCGAGCGUCAUCACAGCGACUCUCGGUGACUUUCCCGCCAAAUGCGUACAGCACUACUGCACGAAAAAUCACGGAAAUACGAGAGCUUUUCGGCUUCAAAUCCGUAUACUGGUGGAACCAAGUUGUCCAUAGUAUAUAUAGUCUAUGCUUUGAAGUGCAUAUUGCCAAUAGAUGGCAAUAUGCAGGUCAUGUUCCAGUAAAAGACAACUCAACAGCUACCUGUACCCAAAUUAACCACUCCAUUUGAAUACUGUAGUGUAAAAGGUUCCAGGCUGACCAUAAACACAAUAGAGCAGGUACUGGGACCUGUGUGGUAUAUAUCUAAAUGACCCUUUUUUUUAAAGUCUGUUAAUAAGAACAUUUUAAAGCUGAAUUACUAAAAUCAGUAUUGAUACCUUUUUUAUGAAAAACAAACAGAGACAAGACUGAUUAUUUUAACAAUGAUUUCAACUAAUGCCUGAAAUCCAUGAAAAAGGGGAGGUGUCAGCGAAGCAGCUGAAGAAAUAGCCCAGUUUUUACAUUUUCACUUGAAAUAUUCACAAUAAAUCCUAAAUUUGACUGUCAAAAAUCAGAUUUUGUUUUUCCAGAGAACAUUACUUAAGCAUGUAGGGCAAAGUAAACAAAGAGGAUGUGAAAAUUGACAACAACUUAAAGUUCCUCAUGGGGAGCUUUAAAUAAGAGUAGCAGGUAUAGUACACAGAUACAUAACCUUUUUGGUUUUGUGCAUUUUCUUUUGAGGUUGGCUACUUUAUUUUUUUUAGUUUUCAGCAAAAUCCCCCCAAAUAUUGAGGUUUCUCCUUUUUCCAAUGCCACACACCUCUAACUUUACUGAACAUUUAAAAAUGAGCGGUUAUGUGGGCGGUUUAAAAAAGCACUAUGAGUGCUUGAAAUUAGUGGAGUAACAGACUUCAGAUAAUAACAGUGCCUCUUAAUAGAUUAUCUAUUCACAACCCAGCUUUUCUUCCUAAAAACCUCCCUGAAAAUAAAAUACCAGAACAGCUGCGGUUUGUAGUUUUUCAGUUUGCAUUAUUUCAAUCAUCGGUUAUGGACAGUUGACAAAUCUACCCUCACUCUCUUGGUUGUGUGAUUGUGUGUUUAUUGCAAUUAGACUCUGGUGAAUUGCAAACAUAGACACACAGAGUGUGAGAGAUGUUCUGUGGUAAUUUGUUCCUCAUGUGGUCCCUCCUAUUUAAUCUAAGCAUACUUAUCCAAAAGAGGUCAUGUAAACUUAAACAUGUCGUGUUCUUGAAUAUGAAAACUGUUGCUCUGUAGUUUUUCACCUUUUCUCCCCUCCUAUGUGAAGGAGACAAAUGUUAAUAAUAGAUCAGUGCUGAUCAGCUCCUGUCCUGGCAGUCCCAACUAUAAGAGAGAAAAUUUAUGCUUGAAAACUCUGGUAUUUAAUUUGCUGAAUGGUUUUUGUUGGUUCUGGAGGAUAAAACGCCUUAACCCAUCUUAUUCAAAUAUCCAAAAAUCCAUUUAUUUUGGAAAUGGUUAUAGAUUCAAUAAAGUUGAAUAAUAGUUUUUUUUUACAGCUAGAAAGCAUGGCCACAUUUUUUUUCUAUUUCUUCAUUGAACAGUUUUAACUUGAUGAACAUUGACAGUGGGAUGUCAAACUAUUUUAUCCUCUGAACACAGUCUCUUCAACCUGAAAAAUGAUGGAAGCAUGUGGACGAAUCAACUCUUCCUCAAACUUCAAAUAAGUAAAAGCUUGUCAGGACUGGAGUUCAAAGGCACUGAUCCAUGAUACAAUGGAUUAAAUUCCUCUCCUCUCCUGUCCCCUUCAUUCAGCCAAGCCCGCCAGAACGCCCAUCACAGCGAGUCCUCCCAUCCAUCCAUCCCCAAGGAGUUCCAGUUGGACCUGGACAUGAUCGAGAUGGACCAGAGCAGAGUGUGUGAGCUGCCGGACCUCGUUCAACACAAGCUGGACGAGCUGCUGGAGCCAAUCAUGAUCCCUGAACCCAAGUAAAUACAAAGACCGAAAAACUACAUAUUAAGUUGGAGUGCUGGUUUCUCCCGUCGACACAAACACACCCACACCUGAAGUCUUAGAGAGAGAAAAAGAGAGAAAUUCAUUUUGAGUUUUUUUUCACAGGAUGCGGUCUGUUUCUCCACACUUUGAAGACCUCCACAACAGCACAGCCUCUACUAUCAACUUUGUCAUCUCUCAGGUGGCGAGUGGUGACAUCAACACAAGCAUACAGGCGCUGGCACAGGUUUGCAUAUAUACUCUUAGUUUAUACUCUAGCCUUUAAUUACAAAGUGUUUUUGAUUGCAACGUAACAGAUUUUUACUGGUGGGGGUUAAGACUUGCGUGUAUUUUCCCCCCUGCAGAUUGACGAGGUGUUGCGACAGGAGGACAAAGCAGAAGUCAUGUCAGGGCACAUUGAUCAAUUCCUCAUCGCCACUUUCAUGCAGCUGAGGCUCAUCUACAGCACACACAUGGCUGAUGACCGACUGGACAAGAAAGAUAUCACCAAACUGUACAGCUGCAUCAUUGGAAACAUGCUCUCUGUGAGUGGAAUCAAUCUGUGUGGUUCAUGACAAAACACCAGGAUGAGAGGCCAAGUACAUUUACAUGAACUCCCUUGUUUGUUUUUUUUUCUAUCUCUCAGCUGUUCUCGAUGGAGUCACUGGCCAGAGAGGCAUCCAUGGGUGUGCUGAAGGACCUGAUGCACGGCCUGAUCACACUCAUGUUGGACGGCAGAGUGGAGGACAUAGAAGAUGGACAGCAGCUCAUCAGAUCAGUCAACCUGCUGGUCAUCAGAGUCCUGGAGAAGUCUGACCAGACGAACAUGUUCAGGUUAGACAACAACACCUCCACCCUACUGGGCAGCAACAUGUUUGUUUUGUCGUCUUUGAGUGAGUCAUAGGUUUACGUAGAAAUGUCUGUGUAUGUGUUUUUUUAAACAAUACAUUAAAUAAUAACCUGUCUUACUCUUCCUUGCAGCGCUCUGCUGGUUUUGCUCCAGGACAGUCUAGUCACGACAGCUGGUCCCCCCAUGUUCUCAGACCUUGUCAUGAAGGUAAGAAGUGUAAUGGUAGCAGCCAGAGUACCUGACACAGAUUUAACUAUGAGCUGUCUGUGAGCUCAUGAGUGUACGUGCGCAUCUGUGUGUGUGUGUUUCUUAGUGUUUGUGGAGGAUGAUCCGCUAUCUCCCAGAUACCAUCAACAGCAUCAACCUGGACCGGAUCUUACUGGACGUCCACAACUUCAUGAAGGUUUUCCCCAAAGAGAAACUCAAGCAGCUGAAGAGUGAUGUCCCACACAGAACCCUCAAAACCCUGUUACACACACUCUGCAAGCUCACAGGGGCCAAGGUAACACACACACACACCCACAAUGCCAUGACCACAUUCUGAGCAGCGUUUGGGCUCUUUAGCAUCAAAUAUGUACCUUGGUUUCUUCAGCUUUAACACGUUAAAUAUUUGUGGUACAUUGAUGAACAGAUCCUGGACCACCUCUCAAUGAUAGAGAAUCGUAACGAGUCAGAGCUGGAGGCUCAUCUGAGGCGGGUGGUCAAACCCUCUGGAAACCUGUCGGGGCACAAGAGUGACCGUGGAAAUGAGAAGGGUGGUCUGCGCACGGUGAGCUACACAAAUCAAAUACACAACAACAAACUCGGGUCGCUUCUCUCUGAAGAGUAUUUGUGCAGUUACAGAAAAGGGGAAUUCCAGUUUCCCCCAACCUGGGCCAACCUUAACACUUAUUUAUUUUAUUUAUCCGGCUGUAAUCUGGAGAGCUAAUUUGUCUAACAGGGUUCCUACAUAAAUAUAAAAAGUAUGGAAAUAAAUUUGAUCAAUUUCCAGGUUGUAAAAAGUAUCGAAAAUGAAAAAUAAAGUAUGAAAGUGUGGAAAAAUAUUUAUGUUUCCAGACUAUAAGAGAUACUCCUUUUUAUUAGUCUCACAAGGGGAAACAGUCCUUAAAUACUAUUUUUUGAAACAGAGAAGUAGGUAUUUCCAAAAAUAAUUCUAAAAGGUAGGGUAUGGAAAAGUAUGGAAAUUCCAACUGUGUAGGAACCUUGGUCUAACCCAAUGGUUCUCAAUCCAGUCCUCGAGCCCCCCCUGUCCUGCAUGUUUUGGAUGUUUCCCUGCUCCAACACACCUGAUUCAAAUGAUCAGCUCGUUAUUAAGCCAUUACAGAGCUUAAUAACGAGCUGAUCAUUUGAAUCAGGUGUGUUGGAGCAGGGAAACAUCAAAAACAUGCAGGACAGUGGGCCUCGAGGACUAGACUUGAGAACCACUGGUCUAACCGAACAACAUCAACGCAAUGUGCUUUUUUUCACCACUGACUGUCUGCUUAUAUCAUAGGAUCCCUAUAGAGAUAUCUUAGUUGAAGGACAAAUCCUGGUUGUAUUUGUAGAUGGGGGGGCCAGUCUAAAUGACCUCAAGAUUUUUAAUCAUUUUGAUGAUGGAUCUAACUUGAAUUAUUCCUCCGCUUUGUCUCCAGGAUGAUCGUAUGUCGAAGGCAAAGGUCAGUGACAUUCUGUCUGAAAUCUUUAAGAAGAUCGGCUCCAAGGAGAACACCAAAGAGGUCAGCUCCACACUGCCGUUUUUCACAAGCUGAAAUCAUGAUGACUUUUAGACUUGAUAAGCAAAACAAUAGGAGAGAUCAAGCCAUGAAACAGCAACAGUUAAAUAAUGUGCCUGGUCUUUUUUUUCAGGGCCUGACGGAGCUGUAUGAAUACAAACAGAAGUACUCUGACGCCGACCUGGAGCCCUUCCUCAAAAACACCUCACAGUUCUUCCAGAGCUACGUGGAACGAGGCCUCCGCAUGAUCGAGUCCGAGAGAGAGGGCAAGAGCCGCAUCCAGACCUCAGCUGGUAAAACGGAGCUCUAACUGUGUCCCUUCAUUCAGAGUGGAGGCAGGAGUCUUUGAUAACACAGCUGUAUUUGUGUGUCUUUUUGUAUCUGCAGUGAUUCCUCAGCACGGUGUGGACUCCACUCUGAGCGGGAACAAUGAAGAGCUGAAACCAGCGGUUUACUACGAGAGACUCAAGAUCCUCAGACAGAGACAAGGCCUGGAAAACAAUGCAAGGGUGAGUCCUCACAUACACACACAUCUUUACACACAUUUACUCGCUUACAGCCUUCGCAUCAGAUUAGUGGAAAAGAGAAAAAAUCCUGAUAUACUUUUGAAACUUUGUCAACUUCGAAGCAAUGUUUAGACCAGAGAUGGGCACAAUUAGCUGACUUAACAAAAUGUCAUUACCCUUACUACACAGCACCAGAACGACAAGCCAGGGGAACAUAACAUAAUUUCUAAUUAUUCCAAUGAUGAGAGAGGCAAAAAAGCCACGAUGGGUUUAUUUGAAGCCCUCACCUUAUGAUAGCCGAAUAUUGAUAUUACAAUUAAUGUACAAAAGCACAAGAUAACAUAAAAAAUUAAAAAGAUACGAAUGACUGACAACAAUAAUAUAGAAAAAAAAAACAGAAAAGAUAAGAUUGUGUGUGUAUGCGCGCGCAUGUGUCCAUUAGUGACUCAUGAGCAACAAUAAUAAUAAUAAUGACAAAAAUAAGUAUUAAAAUAUAUAAUCCUCAAUGAACAGUAAGACAAAUACCUACAUAGACAAUACAUUACAAAACAGAAGUUAAAUGAUCUUUUAAACAUUUUUUAAAACAUUUCAUAGAAGAACAAUUUUUGCUAAAUGGAAGAAACUGUUCCAUAACUUAGUACCUCUAAAUCUAAUUGUGAAUUGACCUCUGGUAUUGAGGAGUUUAGGGAAAUGAAGAUUUGCAGGGUGGUGGAAUAUUUCCUUCAUUUGAAAGAAAAAGACAUAUUUGAAAACUAUUACUGUCAUAAAUACUUAGGAUCUGAAGUCUCUGAUAUAAAGAAGCAGAUGAAAUGUGUGACUCUGAUCGAGUAGCAAUCCUAGCAAAGCGUUUCUGGAGGACCAAAGUUUUGUGAAGAGUGGACGGAAAUGUGCUUCACCUGACGCAUCCCCUUUCUCUCCCCCUUAUUCCUCCUCUCCGCCUGCAGCAGGGCGUCGUAGGAGGCGAGGACGAGCCUCAGCACAGGCCUCCCAUCUCCUCCCUGCUCUCCUCCAAGCCGUCGGUGGCCUCCUCCACCGACAUGCUCCACAGUAAGCUGUCUCAGCUCAAAGAGUCCCGAGAGCUGUACCAGCAGGAACACAACGCUCACUCGCAAUCCCCGACGCAUGGACACACGCGCUCCGCCUCGCCCGCAGCCAACCUGGACGACCUGAAGAAACGUCUGGAGAGAAUAAAGAGCAAGCGGCAGUGAGGAGCGCUGCAUCACCACUUCAUCUCAUCUGCAAAAAUGCCUGUGGAGUUCAGCUGGUAGAACAUCCAUCGUCCUUUUCGACUCCCUCAAUGUCCAUUUUCAUGGUCUAAUGUUAGAUGGAGGUAGAAAGCACUUAGACACCACACAUCUGUUUCAAAAAAACAGGUAGCAACUUACCAAACACGCCCUUGAGUUUGAACCUGACUCCACCCACUGUGCCUGUACGUUAUUAGAAAUCAAACGCACCCUAAUCUGAUUGUAUAGUUGAGUACAUUCAGAUUGAACUGAGGCUGUGACUGGGAUUUUUAGCACACACACACUACACAUACACACACACAGCAGGACCCAAUUUUAGUGAAUAUUCAGACUUCACACAUAAUGUUUGUUGGUUUGUUUGUGUCAACCAUCAGAAGAGGUGAAUUCAGAGUGAGUCGUGAUGUGUGUCAACAGUAGUUUUCAGUCUGUACAGUUUCAUCACCACACCACGUUCCAGCCUCCACCUUCACUGUAAUAUAAUGACAUCAUAGUGAACCCACCCCCUUCUUCCUCCUCAUGUCUGGCCUGGUAUCAGCACACACACACACAAAAAAGUUUGUACAUACUUAAAGGCUGUUAACCACUUAACUGUUAUGAAGAGCUUCUCGUGGUUUCAGAAAAGAAGAAAACCACUGACAGGUCAUUCGUUCCUGUUAAGCCACGAUGUACCAUGUCACUGCUGCUGCUGUGUUUGGAAGGAGAAACACUGCUGUAAAUAGCUGAGGUAGCUGUGUAAAUGCAGAUUGACUGCCCCCUUGUGGUUGGAGCUAGUAUCAGUGACUGCUGCUUGAGUCCUGUUUGUGACGGGGUUGGCUUUAUUUAUAUCAGUUAAGUAACAAAUGGCUGUGUUUUGGUGCACUGUCUCAGAAUACCACCAUGCAAGCAGGACUCAGAGCUCCGGGUUGCUUGGAUAUACAAAGUGUCUGUUUUCUGUCAAUUUCAGACAUUUUGUGCCACAAAAAAAGUUAAACUGCAUCUACACAGUGAUGUCCAGUCCUCUGUCUUCUUUCUGCUGAUAAGACUGUAAAAGGCACAGCUGUGUGCAGAUUUUAAAGGAAGCGUUCAGUCAGGGGGACCUAUUAAGUUUAUUUGUUUUUAUCCUGAAGGAACUUUGUGGCCUUUCUCUAUUGGUUUUUAGCCCUCUCUGAAUUUUAAGUGAAAUUCUGCUAUGGUUUAACCUGUGCUCUGUUACCGUAAACUUUAGGAUCUGAAUGACUCACAAGCAUUAACAAAAUUUCAACUGCUAGCACAGACUUCUCUAAAACUGUCACACUCUCAGCUGUGUUGCCUUCUCAAAAACCACCAGACUCCAUUGACAAAAACACUCAUUUGAAAGCAUCAAAUGUUUGAGUUUCUGGGGAAUACCCCCGUUUUAUGAAAGAAGUCUGGUGCAGUCAGGCUGUGAGUCAUUAAGACCCCAAAUAAACAGUGUAAAAACUGGAGCACAUGAUUAAAUGAAUCAGAAUUCCUCUGAAGAGCAGGCUAUAUCUGUUGUUUUAAUUUCACAGGAAAAGUGGUUCAAUUUAGUGCGGGCAGCUGCAGCUUUUCAGCCAAUCAGAGCAGAGAUUCUGUGUCCUACUAAGACUAAGCAGAGGCAUACACAGGUGUGUUGAAGUUGUGCGUUAGACUGUGUCGUGGGUUGACAUUCAGCUGUAAAUACUGUACUUAUCGUCCUCCAUUAACGCCCCCCUUCAGUUAUUUAACAGCAGCCACUCUGUUGUGUUUGUAGGCUUUAAAGAGCAUGGCAUGAAGUCAGUGAUUGUUUUUAUUUUCUCAUGUAAAUAAAGUUUGCAUUAAUAAAACCUCUGUUUAAUUAAGUCAUUGUUUUUUCUGAUGAAGACAACAAUGAUGAUGAGGAUGAUGAUGAUGAUGAUGGUCAUUGCCCUGUCAGUCAUCUGCUUUGUAGCUGAAUGUUGAGUAAAGACAAAUAAAUAACAUUGUUUUUGUAUUUAAUUCAGAUGUCAGUACUCGUCUUUCAUUGUUGCUCUCCAGCUUCCCUUGUAUAAUCCAUAGUGGAAAAUGGCAAUAAAGUCUUGUUUUUUUUAACAAUCAGU